CGACUACCGUACAAUGCGCAUAAGGAGUGCACAUUAGCAACGAUAGGGACAGGGUACGCUGCAAAAUUGGCGCGUGAUGCGAUGGGACGCUGCUUCCAUUCAUAUUUGAUUCUUUGAAUAGACAGAAAUGGAAACGUCUUUGUGCUUCUUCUGUUUUAAUGAGAUUGCAAGUUUGUUUAAAUAUGGAACGACCAAUUCCAUCCCAGAGGGUGAAUAAAAGAGCAGGGGAGGAAGAUGAUGGUAAUAUAGGGAGGAAAUAUAAAUUUAAAAUUCUAUUGCCAAAUGGGGCUAGUGUUGAACUAACUCUAUGGGAUCCCUUCCUCCAAAUGCCCUUUAAAGACUUCAUUCAGUUGGUGAAAGGUGAAUAUUUUCGGGCUUGGCAGGAAUGCAAAUCAAUGAGGCAGAAAAGAACAAUAAAUUGGAAUAACGAAAGGCUGUACCUUGAAGAUGCAUACGGGAAUAAAAUAAUAAAUAUAAUGGACUUUGAGAAGUUCAAGCCACAUAAGUACCAUAUUUUGCGGCUGUAUGAUGGGUCUAGUGAGAUUUCAGAUACUUUUGAGGGCAUGUGGGAUUUGACACCAAAUACUGAGUUAUUAAUGGAACUGCCAGAAGAAUACACUUUUGAAACUGCUCUUGCAGAUUUGAUUGAUAAUUCUUUACAAGCCGUAUGGACCAACUGUGAAAGUGAUAGGAGAUUAAUUAGUGUGGAUAUUUCGGAGGAUAAAAUUUCAAUUUUUGACACUGGCCCAGGAAUGGAUAGCAGUGAAGAAAACUCUAUAGUUAAGUGGGGGAAGAUGGGUGCUUCACUUAACAGGACAUCCAAACAACGUGCUAUAGGAGGCAAACCUCCAUAUUUAAGGCCCUUUUUUGGCAUGUUUGGAUAUGGAGGACCUGUUGCAUCUAUGCAUCUAGGAAGGCGUGCCAUAGUUUCUUCAAAGACAAAAGUGUCUAAUAAAGUCUUUACAUUGCAUCUUGAGAGAGAUGCUCUACUCAAGUGUUCAGAUUCUGAACUUACUUGGCGGACUAAUGGUGGCAUUAGGGCUCCUUCAGAAGAUGAAAGCAAAGAAUCACCUCAUGGAAGUUUUACAAAGGUGGAAAUAUUUGAGCCAAAGCUAAUAAGAUCAAACAAGUUUCAACUACAAUGCAAGCUAAAGGACAUCUACUUCCCAUAUAUUCAGUGUGAUGAAGUAUCUAAGACGGGGAAGACCACCACACCAAUUGAAUUCCAGGUUAGUGGUGUAGACUUAGCUGAAAUUGCAGGUGGGGAGGUUGCAAUAACAAACAUGCAUUCUUGCAACGGUCCUGAGUUUGUUUUACAGCUUCACUUUUCCCUUAAACUUGGUUGUUCUUCAGCCAAGAGUCCUGGUUCAUGGAAAUCUCAAGAAGCAAAUGCACGCCUAAAAUGUGUUUAUUUUCCGGUUACGGAGGGGGGAGAGAGCAUUGAUAUGAUUUUAGAUAAGUUAAAUUCUGAAGGAUGUGGAGUUCUGGAAAACUAUGAAACUUUCAGUCGUGUUACUAUCCGUCGUCUGGGUCGACUUCUUCCAGAUGCUCGCUGGCCGUGGCUUCCCUUUAUGGAUUUGAGGCAGAAAAAAGGGGAUAAGGCCCACCUAUUGAAGAGAUGUUGCUUAAGAGUAAAAUGCUUCAUUGAUACUGAUGCUGGUUUUAAUCCAAAGCCUUCUAAGACUGAUUUAGCACACCAGAAUCCAUUUACCAUAUCUUUGAAGAAUUUUGGUGUUAAGACUCUUAAUGAAGACAAAGAUAUCAAUAUUGAAAUUUAUAGAGAUGGAAAACUAUUAUCGCCCCUGCAUCUGGAAAAGGACUAUCAAGACUGGCUUCUGCAGAUGCAUGAUCAUUAUGAUGAAGAAGUUAAUUUUGGAGCAGAUCAACCAAUUUUUAUCAUCAGCCCCAAAAACAAAAGGUCACUGGGCAUUUCAUCUGAUGUUGCAAGGGUGCAUGAAGUACUAAAACGGAAGGGUUUAACAUGGAGAAGAGGCCAAAGAGUUAAGAUUUUCAAGGGAGCUUGUGCUGGAGUUCAUAACAACAAUGUCUAUGCAACUAUAGAAUAUUUUUUAAUUGAAGGACUUCAAGGCGAAGCUGCUGGUGAUGCUCGAAUUAUAUGCAGGCCAAUAAGUCUCAUGGAAAAGGAAGGAUGUGUCCUUGUGAAGAACAAAGAGACUGUCCGCCUGGAUAUUUUUGGCUCCUUAUCUUUACCUAUUGGCAUAAUUGAUUCUGGAAAGUGUGUACGUAUUGACAAUAGUGAUUGGGAACGGCAACUAGUAAAGCAACGUCAGAAGGCUCCUGCUUUUAUUGACUUGUUGAAUUCGACCCAAUGUCGAGAGUUAGAUGUUGAUGGGGAAUUACCUCUCAGAGCUAAAGCUGGAGAAGUCCCUCCUGGAGAAAUUGUGGCUGUUGUUCGGCCUGCCAAUGUUGUCUCUUCUAGUGCUUCAAAGAAGUUGGACCAAAGGCACAUUGUUAAGGAUAAUUUAGAGAUGAUCAUGGAGGUCAAAUUCGCAGGUGAAGGGAAGAAUCUUCAAAAGGUUAUCACCAUCUACACAGCUCGUGUGCCACCUACUUCUAGGAAUGGGUAUCAAGGUUUAUAUAUAUUUGAAUUGGGUUGCAAGUUACCUAAUUUCUUUCAGGAUGUUGGGAUGUAUAAGUUUUCGUUUCACCUUCCCCAGUCAAGCUGUAAGAGUUGUGAGAGACAGGUGGUAGUGAAGGGAUCUUCAAAGGUUGGAAAUUGGAGAUUGUUGAGUAGUAAACAGAGCCCAGGGUUCCGUGUUAGAGUUGGUUCGUGUUUUCCACCUUUAUCUAUAGCGUGCUAUGACGUCUAUGAUAAUAGGAUUCCAUUUACAUCUGUUACGGGGGUGAAUGUCAAACUUAAUACAAGCAUGGGUGUGAAUGUACAUGUAGACAAGUUCAAGAUAGACCUUUCAGCUGAUGAAUUGACUCUUCAUAUUGAGGAUAUUCUGAUCAAAAGCUGUGAGUUGGACAAGAUCAGGCCACAUUAUGAGGCCACCUUGGUGAUAUCAUCACAAGAUGAAUUGGUGUCACUGUCAAUUCCAUGUCAAGUUAUUCCUGGAGCUCUGAAGCAUGUAACUGUCCAAUCACCAAAUUUCGGGAACAAUUUGCUUCCGGGCUCUGUGGUUAAGCAGCUUAAAUUUAUGAUGUUUGAUGCAUACAAAAAUCAUGUCAACAAAGGUUUGGAGGUUGAGUUUAGCUUGGAUGGAUUUUGGAUUGAAGACCAAUCAGGCGUAAAGCGUAAGGUGGACAAUUAUGGAAGUAUUGACCUUAGCGGCCUCUUGAAAGUAACAGCUGGUUAUGGAAAAAGUGUAUCACUUUCUAUUUUAUCCGAUGAUGAAGUUGUUUUUAAACAAGAGUUUCAAACUCAGAAAAGGGAGCUGAGAAUUGUAUCUGGGAAUCAGGUGCCUGAAUGUUGUCCUGCUGGUUCUCAACUCGAAAAUGUAGUUUUUGAGGUUGUGGAUUCUAAGGGCAAUAUUGAUGUAACAAUUCAUGAUAAUGAGAAAGGUGGCCAAUCCCAUACACUCACAAUAAGGCCAGAACAUAUUGGCACAGAAGAUUCAAUUCGAUAUGCUUUCAGGCAUGGGCGCUGCACUGUUCCUACUAUUCCCCUUCCUCAGUGUGAGGAGUACUUUUGUUUUGUAGCUGUGCAUUCUCGUUACACAGAGGUACAUCUAAACGUUAAGGUUCCACUAAUGCAAAAUCCAAAAACAGAGUCCAGUGAGGUACCCUCAUAUUCUGAUGGAAAGUUACUGCUUCUUGAGGGCUCAGCUCCCUUCAAACAUGUAGGAAACCUCAUGGUGUCCAUCAUAGAGACUGAGAAGGAACUUGAGAGUGAAAUUUGCAAAUAUGGUCGUCGAAUCAAGAAGUAUGAAACGGCCUUGAAAGUUGUUAAUGAUCAAAUGACAGAAGUUGAGCAAGUCUUGUCUCAAUUGCAAGCUUCAACUGAACCUCACAUUUUGAGUGAUCCAUACUGGCUUACGAAAGAGGAAAUGUCGAGACAGAUUCAAAGCAAGGGUCAAUCCGCAUCUGCUGUCCUAUGUUGUGGGGGUCCACUCCAUGAAUCAAGGACUGAUUUCAUGGAAGAUAUAGUCGGUGUUGUAGCACUUAUUGGAAAAGCUUGGACCAGAAACCUUAGCAGGAUAUUAGCGGAGUACUUGGGUGAAGAUCAAAUGCUUGCUUUGGUCUGCAGAUCCUUCAGAGCGGCAUGUGCUCUUGAGGAGUAUGAACGAAAUGGGGAAAUUGAUUUUUCACUUGGACUACAUGGAAAAGCAGCUGCUCAUGGAAAGUCUAUAGUUGGCCGAUUUCUUGUUAUAUGCCUUGAGGAUAUAAGGCCCUACACAGGGGAGUUGGAUGGCAGUGACCCUCAGAGGAGACUAGUUUUGCCAGAUCCUAUUUUACCAUGUGGGAACGAUCCACCGGGAUUUAUGGGGUAUGCAGUUAAUAUGGUUGACCUAGAUGAGGUUCAUGUUUACACGAGGACAGAUGCAGGUCAUGGUCUUAGGGAGACUUUAUUCUACCGACUCUUCAGUGAGCUUCAAGUUUAUAGAACCCGUGAAGACAUGAUAGAGGCUCGUGCUUGUAUAAAGCAAGGUGCUGUAUCUCUAGAUGGUGGGAUUUUGAAAGAGAAUGGAUUUAUUUCUCUGGGAAACGGGAAUCCAACAAUAUGCUUUCCAGUUGUUGGGCAUGUAGAGUUGCUUCCAUCUUCUGCAAGUAUGGAAAAGUUGAACCAAAGUAAACAAAAGAAAUCGGAGUUAGGUGAGCUUAGUUUCUUAAAAGAGAAAUAUACUAAGGCUCUUGAGAAAGCUUUUAAGAAGUUUAAUAAUAAAAAAGAAAAGUAUAAGCAACAUAUGGAUGAAAUCAGUCCAAAGUUAAGAGACUACUUGGAAUGUGGAAAAUCAGAGAAACAUAGUUGAGAAAUCUAUAGUCAGAAAAAGUAUACAUGUUUGUGGAUAGCCAUAGAACCAUAGCACAGGAGGGAAAAUUUACAGUUGUGAAUGCCGUAGAAAUGAAAGAUUAGUUUGGAAUAUUUUAAGGGUUUAUGCCAUAGAAAUAAUAGAUCAAACUCCAAUCGACCAAAACAGCUUGGAAAGUUGUUGGCAGUUUUCCUAUCAGUACAUCCUUCGCAUUUAAUCUUAAAUUGUUACUUUCUUUUAAUACAAGCACCGAGUAAUUUGUGUAACAGUAGAGUGUAGUGUUUGUUUUGGUAUUUGAUGAUUUGCAUUUGGAUGAUGAUCUUCUGCAUUUGUGGUUUUGAUAUAUUAUGUCAUAGUGUCAAUAUUUAUUUUUGUGUCAUCAA
Messenger RNA from Mangifera indica (mango), 5317 nucleotides. RefSeq names its product structural maintenance of chromosomes flexible hinge domain-containing protein GMI1. Lineage: Eukaryota; Viridiplantae; Streptophyta; Magnoliopsida; Sapindales; Anacardiaceae. The transcript has 38 exons. The coding region runs from base 159 to 4934 and encodes 1591 amino acids. The record is from RefSeq and is a predicted model, not a curated record.